AACGACUUCACGACACUGGCGGAUUUCCUAAAAAACAUCCAAUCCCUGUGGCUAACGAGCUGGCUCAGCUCUGGGAGGACCAGCGGGAGAACCAAGCGGAGCACCGGCGAAGGACUCGGAAUUGGAAUCGGAAUCGGAAUCGGAGGCGGAGGCCACGAGAAGCGCGCAGUCAACGUUUACACGCUCCAGCAGCCGCAUAAGUUUCCGCUUCAGUUGGACGUGCACGGCGGCGGUAAUUGUAGCUUUGAUUGCCACCAGGAGCUGGACAGGAUCCGUCAGCCGGGCGUCCCAGCACCCCGCCAGCACCAGCAGUCAACACCUUCCUCGGCACGGGCCGAGGAAAUCUACGAAACCAAAUUUAUUGAAUGCUCAAUGGCCCAAACGAUGGACGACGUGGUCUUCCAGUGCAGCAAUCAAAACUCGAUCUAUGUGCUGAAUGCCAGCUACGGUUCCUAUGGGGACUAUGGCACAUAUGCGGCAACAAAGCGUGAAAUAAAUGGCAGCCGGAGCAGAGCGACAAAUCCAAUUGGGGCAACUUGCUCGAGUGGCGUCCUGCAGCAUAAAUUCAAAACUUUCGGCAGUGCCGCAGCAACAACAGCAGCAGCUGCAGCUGCAUCUGCAGCUGCAUCGGUGCCGGCCCUGGACGCAGCAGCGGGAAGCGCAGCAAGCUACGUAACUCCUGUCGCUACAUCAAUGUCAACCGCAAUGUGUUCACCGGCAACGGCGGCCCUGCAAAAACUGUUCAAUUGCAGCGUCGGCGUCGCCUGCCAAAAUGUCACCCACGCCCACAGCAACCACAGGAGCAGCAGCAACAUCAGCAGCAGCAGCCACAUCCACAUCAGUGGCAGCAACAACAAUGCCGCAGCCAGCAACCAUAACAAUAGCUGCCUGUCGGCGGCAGGCGGAGUGAGCCUCCAAAACGCCCGGAAUCGGAGCCGGAGUGGCGAGUGCCUCGAUGGCGCAGCGGGAGCGGUUACCUCGCCAGCUGGAGGCGGAGGCGGUGGCGGUGGAGGAGGAGCAGGUGGCCUCCCUCUGCUCCCAAAGAAGAAAUGCACCACUGUCAAAUCAGCGCUUAUUGCCAAGAAGACAAAGUUUCUCAAAUAUCUCGAAGAAGAAAAAUGGCGCAGCAACGCGGCAGUUCCGGAAGAUGCUGGUGCCAUCAGCAAUGAGGCGGAGCCACCCACUCCGGGCGGCAACAACAACGGCGGGAACUUGAAAAAUCAGAGCAACAGUCGGGAGGCUGGAAGCGGAGGUGCAGGUGGAGGUGGAGGUGGAUGUGGCACUGGAAGUGGCACUGGAAGUGGGGGGCAGCUGAACAAACCGACCAACUGGAGCAUGCAUAAUGAGGACACCAGCACGCCGCUGGCCAGCCACCAACUACAACAGCAGGUGAAAUCGAGUUUCGAGCUCUACCAGGAGGCAGCCGACAUUUUGGGCCUGAGUUGCAGCCUCUGUGAUAAUUGCCGAUGCCUGGACUGCCAGAGCGGUUACUUCGACUGCGACGACGAUGAUGAGAGCUACUCGGAGCAAUCGCUGAUGGACGACGAGUACGACGAGUUCGACUGCGUUGCGGAGGAGCUGCAGGCGGCGAUGGCAGCACCCCGGCACCAGGAGGUGUCCCGCAUGCCCUGCUGCCCGCUGGGGGCGAGUUCCCACCUGCCGCACAAGGCGGACUCUCCGGCCGCACACUCGCCCCCGGAAUCGGAAUCGGAAUCCCUGGGCCAUCGAGUGGCCAUCGAUUUUGAUUUAAUUAACACCACUUGCAGCCAGGUGCUGCAAAACUGUGAAACAUUCAACGAUUUGAGUCUGCUAGAUGCCGCCGCCGGCGCCGAGCGUCCCUUCACGUAA
Drosophila erecta is the source of this 1848-nucleotide messenger RNA. RefSeq names its product protein lingerer. The record is from RefSeq and is a predicted model, not a curated record. The transcript is spliced from 6 exons. NCBI's taxonomy places the organism in Eukaryota, Metazoa, Arthropoda, Insecta, Diptera, Drosophilidae. Bases 373 to 1848 code for a protein of 491 amino acids.